Oryctolagus cuniculus (rabbit) is the source of this 675-nucleotide messenger RNA. RefSeq names its product galectin 4 (gene LGALS4). Gene Ontology annotation, molecular function: carbohydrate binding. The record is from RefSeq and is marked provisional. Lineage: Eukaryota; Metazoa; Chordata; Mammalia; Lagomorpha; Leporidae.
GAUGGCCUUUGUCCCUGCGCCAGGCUACCAGCCCACCUACAACCCGACGCUGCCCUACAAGCAGCCCAUCCCGGGUGGGCUCAGCCUGGGGAUGUCCGUUUACAUCCAAGGAGUGGCCAGCGAGCACAUGAACAGGUUCUUCGUGAACUUCGUGGUGGGGCAGGACCCGGGGGCAGACAUCGCCUUCCACUUCAAUCCCCGCUUUGACGGCUGGGACAAGGUGGUGUUCAACUCGCAGCAGGGCGGCAAGUGGGGCAGCGAGGAGAGGAAGAGGAGCAUGCCCUUCAGCAAGGGCGCCCCCUUCGAGCUGGUCUUCACCGUCCUGGCUGAGCACUACAAGGUGGUGGUGAACGGAAGCCCCUUCUACGAGUUCAAGCACCGGCUGCCCCUGCAGAUGGUCACCCACCUGCACGUGGACGGGGACCUGCGGCUGCAGUCCAUCAACUUCCUCGGAGGCCAGCCCACCCCUCACCAGAGACCCACGAUGACCCCGGGUUACCCUAGUCCCGGAUACGGCCAUCCUGGUUAUGGCGCACAGCCACUGCACAGCCUGCCGAGCAUGGAGGGACCCCCGACCUUCAAUCCGCCGGUGCCGUUCACGGGGAGACUGCAAGGGGGGCUCACAGCCAGAAGGACCAUCAUAGUCAAGGGCUACGUGCCCCCCACAGGCAAGAG